Acanthosepion pharaonis is the source of this 1275-nucleotide messenger RNA. The record is from the annotation of a GenBank genome assembly. Lineage: Eukaryota; Metazoa; Mollusca; Cephalopoda; Sepiida; Sepiidae.
AUGUUUGAACACAACUGUUUUUUUCUUUCGUCUGUUGUUUCUCAUGUCCUCGUUUUAUUGCGAUUCAAAUUUUACCAACCCCUUUGUUCAACCCCCCUCUCUUGUUCACUCUCUCCCCUCUCUCUCUCUCUCUCCCUCUCUCCCCCUCUCUCUCCUCUCUCUGUCUCUCUCCUCUCCUCUCUCUCUCCUCUCUCUGUCUCUCUCCUCUCUCUCUCCUGUCUCUCUCCCCUCUCUCUCCCUCUCUUCCGCCGUUUUGUUAGCUAUGGCUUGAAGAUGAAGUGUUUCUUUGCUCUGUUCGCCUUGUUGGCUGUUUCAACCGCUUCUAUUAUAACCAACCCCAAGUUGGACAAAUUAUGGGAAGAUUUUAAAACUCAAUACUGGAAAAACUACGAAUCAGCAAAUACUGAAAGCCUCAGGCGUUUAAUCUGGGAGAAAAAUUUUAAUCGCGUCAUUGUUCACAACUCUCACGCCGAUAAUGGACUGCAGACCUAUUGGUUGGGCAUAAAUGAAUAUGCUGAUAUGCUCGGUUACGAAUUUGUAAGAAUGAUGAAUGGAUUAUUACCCCGAAACCUGACCAUGCACCGACCAGAAUUUACCGUCACUGACGAUGACGUAAGCAAACUUCCAUCGGAAGUUGAUUGGAGACAGCAAGGAUAUGUGACCCCCGUUAAGAACCAAGGACAAUGUGGAUCUUGCUGGGCUUUCUCCACAACUGGCUCUCUGGAAGGACAACAUUUUAAGAAAACGAAAAAUCUGAUCUCUCUUUCCGAACAAGAUUUGGUUGACUGUAGUAGAGACUGUGGAAACUUGGGUUGCAAUGGAGGACUUAUGGACCAAGCUUUUACGUGUAUCAAGAAGCAUAAAGGAAUUAUGCUUGAGGAAGAUUACCCUUAUGAGGGUCAUGAUGGCAAAUGCCGCUUCGAUGUAUCCAAAGUCGCUGCCACAGUCAGGGGCUACGUUGAUGUGAAAUCCGGGGACGAGAAAGCUCUUCAAAAGGCAGUGGCAACUGUCGGUCCCAUAUCUGUGGCCAUUGACGCUAGUCACUUUUCUUUCCAACUCUAUUCGCAUGGCGUCUACAAGGAACCUUCAUGUAGCUCUACUCGACUGGAUCAUGGAGUCUUGGUUGUUGGUUACGGAACUAAAAACGGAGAAGCUUACUGGCUGGUUAAGAACAGUUGGGGAAAAAGCUGGGGAAUGCACGGCUACAUCAUGAUGGCUAGAAAUCACAACAACAUGUGUGGUAUCGCCACUCAGGCCAGCUAUCCAUUGGUCUAA